This is a messenger RNA of Rubroshorea leprosula, 764 nucleotides long. Lineage: Eukaryota; Viridiplantae; Streptophyta; Magnoliopsida; Malvales; Dipterocarpaceae. The record is from the annotation of a GenBank genome assembly.
GAUAGAAGAAAACUACUUGGAAGGCUAUUUCAAGGGAAUAACUGUCUACUUUGGCGCUUCUGCAUGCACGUAAGUCUUAUUACCUGGGUUUUGAGUCCUAUAAUUACCUUGUUAUCUUACAAUAUGGUUUUUCAGCUAUACGAAGUUAAGGGUAUUUCAUGGUAGCCUGAUGAUUGUUUGUUAAUGCUGAAGGCGUGAAUAACUAUUUUUUCCUUUAAAAAAUUUCUACUUAUACUUUCAAAAGAUAAACAGAGCAAGGAAAUAUGCUCAAUUCUUCACUGACUGCAAAUUUGCUGCUAAGAUAAAUUUGCCUUGAGUGGUGAAAGUUUCAAGAUAGUUGAACUGGAGAGAUAUUCUGGUAUGGUGGCUGAGAUUAAAAGAUUGACUUUGUCUGAGGGAGCAGAUAAAGUUUUGUGUUGUGGCAGUCAGGGGGCUUCUCAAUCAAUAAAAGCUACUAACUGUCAAUUGAUGAGAUUCCAGCCAGGUUCAUAGAGCUCCUUGGUUUAGAUUGGUGUGGCAUUCUGGUGGAAUUUUGAGGCACCCGUUUAUAAUUUUAUUGAUGCUAGUGAAAGGUCUGUUGAAGACAAAGGAUAGGUACUGAAUUGCAGAGGUAUGAGUAUGAGUUUGAGUUUAAAUUGCUUGUUGUGUGAUUCCGCUGAGGUAUCAUACAAGUAUCUCUUUUUGAAUGCCCUUCUAAUCCAUGAUAAACCUCAAACUUUAAAAUCAAUCUUCUUGAAAGUCGUCAAUAAUAGUAAUCAUGUGUA